Molecule: messenger RNA, 1454 nt
Organism: Vitis vinifera (wine grape)
Lineage: Eukaryota; Viridiplantae; Streptophyta; Magnoliopsida; Vitales; Vitaceae
Product: NEDD8-specific protease 1
Exons: 2
Coding region: 428-1096 (222 amino acids)
Biological process (GO): proteolysis
Molecular function (GO): deNEDDylase activity; cysteine-type peptidase activity
Source: RefSeq, a predicted model, not a curated record
AAAGUCGAAACGGAGUGGGCGGCGUUUGUCACAGGCUUACAGCUCACAGGCAUUUUCUCGUAUGUACAGAAUAAUAUAUAGAUAACUCUCUCUCAUUCUCUCUCUAAGAUCCUUCGCUCAGUCUUCUCUCUGUUGUACGACGAUUUCUUCAUCUCUCUCUGUAAGUCUCUCCUACGAAUCUUUACUCUUAAAAACCACGUCAAAACCCUAAAAUUCGAUAUUCGAAGUAUUAUUAUUUAUUCCUGUGUUGGUUGAAUUAUGUUUAUUUUGUUCAUUGUAUUUCUUUGUUUCCCGUUUGGUUGUCGAGAAACAAAGAACUUCAGUUCAACAGUGUAGCACGCUUCUUGAAAUGAGUUUUUCACUUUUUGGAGGAAUAUCUGUUUUCUUCUUUUGAUAAGAUCCAGGAAUAGCUGUUGACAUCUGCAACAUGGGAAAAUCCUGGGCGGAUGAUAUGAUUCUCAGCUACAAUGAUGUUGUACUUAGGCGAUCAGAUUUGGACAUCCUUAGUGGUCCACAUUUUCUGAAUGAUCGACUAAUUGAGUUCUAUUUCAGUUAUCUUACCUCAUGUUAUCCUUCUCCAGACAUCUCAUUGGUGCCACCUUCGAUUGCCUUCUGGAUAAUGAAUUGCCCAGACACUGGAUCCCUCAGAGAUUUUAUAGAACCCCUCAAAUUGUCUGAGAAGAAACUGGUAAUCUUCCCAAUCAAUAACAAUGAUGAUGUAGAACAGGCAGAAGGUGGGACACAUUGGAGUUUGCUUGCAUUUGAGGAAAAUGCAAAUGUAUUUGUGCAUCAUGAUAGCUGUGGAGGGCUGAACGAGGCCCAUGCCAGAAAGCUUUACAAGGCUGUUGUGGGGUUUAUGGGUAACUCAAACUCUUCUAGAGCCCAGUAUCUAGAAUGCAAAGAUUCACCACAGCAAGCGAAUUGUUAUGAUUGUGGCCUGUAUGUUGCAGCUACUGCAAAGGCUAUAUGCUGCUGGUAUGGAAGUGGACAGCCCGGAGAAGGCUUGUGGUUUUCUGUUGUGAAGGAGCAGCUCACUUCAUCCGUUGUUGCUGAUUUGCGAAGCGAAAUGCUAGGGCUCAUUAGAAAUUUGCAGUAAAGCAUGUACAUCGAGGUAGGAACCAAAGGAAAGAAAUAAACGAGGUUUGAAAAUCUUGAACAGAACAUUAGUGUGUGCCUUGAACCUCGACAGGGGUGGGUGGGGUUUCUCCCUUAAGCGUCUCAUCCUCUUUUUUAGAGCCCCAUACUGGAGUCAACUUUAACGAUUAGAUACAUGGGUUGCAUAACAAUGCCUGUACCUGUUCAAAGUUACUUGACAUUGAAAAGAAACUGGGUGUAUAUUCUCAGUCUUCAACACCAUCUCUCAUAUAUUGUAGAAUGGCUAUCUCCAUAGUGAAGAAUAAUGCUAGCGGUUGGAAUUCUAUAUGAAGUUAUGUCCAGACUGAUGGGCUUUUUAA